Molecule: messenger RNA, 2895 nt
Organism: Eriocheir sinensis (Chinese mitten crab)
Lineage: Eukaryota; Metazoa; Arthropoda; Malacostraca; Decapoda; Varunidae
Product: proton-coupled folate transporter-like
Exons: 6
Coding region: 615-2459 (614 amino acids)
Biological process (GO): transmembrane transport
Cellular component (GO): membrane
Molecular function (GO): transmembrane transporter activity
Source: RefSeq, a predicted model, not a curated record
UUCGCCACCUGCCUUUCUCUUUGCAUCCCGCGGCGGCAUCUACGAGCCCCGACACACCCUCUCCCACGCCUCUCAUCGCCCCGCCCCGCCCAUCAACACCUGGCCGCCUCUCCUCCCCCGCCGCCCCCCACCCCCCUCGCCUCAACGCAACCCGGGCAACACAACAAAACACGGUGCUCGACCUUUCGGGCAGCGCUAAGUGGGCGACCCUCAGGUGUGACGUCAGCCACACUUCCGUCGGCGGGCGGCGGGCGGCGGCGGCGUGGCUCACUCUUGGCCCAGCCAGGACGCGGAGAGCAGCGCCGCCCCCCUCCCUCCACGCCGAGUCCUGAGAGGCAGCAGCCACGGCCCUUCCUCACGUGGCAGGCUUUGUGCGGUGUGUCGCGGGGCAGUGACGGGCGGCGUGUGUGGCGGCGCUACUGCCGCGGGGACUGGCGACCAGUGUGCAGAUCUGUGGUGUGACGGUGCGUGCUGACGGUGCAGUGAGGUGACGCCUCUUAGGUGGGCGGCAGUGCCAGGGGCAGCGGGGCGGGUGUCCGGGCGGCACCGCGGGCGUCGGGGUCUCCUGCCGCGGCGCGGACAGCAAUCGGUCUCGGGUCGGGGUAUCGGGCGUGAUGGCGUCGGGCGGCGCCCCGCAGGCCACGUCGCCGUGGCGGCGGAUGCUGGCGUGCCUGGCCACGGUGUCGGUGGAGCCGGUGAUGCUGCUGGACGGGCUGGGCUACUCCAACAUGGUGGUGCUGGUGGAGAACCUUCAGAUGGACAAGGUGUGCCAGGUCAACCUCAACUACUCGCGGGAGGUGUGCGACAACCUGACGCACCACCGCCGCGUGAAGGAGGCCAUGACCAAGGAGGUGAGCGUGUUCGCCAUGUACAACGGCAUCAUCAUGGCCGUCAUCCCGCUCUUCUUCAUCCUCUUCAUUGGUGCCUGGAGCGACAAGUACGGCCGCAAGGUGCCGCUUGUGCUCUCCACCAUCGGCCACCUCUUCUACGCCCUCGGCUACCUCGUGGUGUCCAUGGUGGACUCGUGGCCCGUCGAGUAUCUGCUCUUCGUGGCGCUGCUCGACUCACUGGGCGGCGGCACCGUCUCCUUCCUGACGGCCGCCAACUCCUACAUCAGCGACGUCACCUCCGAGCAGACGCGCACCUCGCGCGUGGGCCUCGCCAACAGCAUCUGGUUCCUGGGCGGCCCCAUCGGCACGCUGAUGGGCACCUACAUCUACAAGUAUGGCGGCUACGCCAUCCUGUUCGGCACGUCGCUGGCCAUGUACGUGGUGUCGCUGGCCUACAUGGCCUUCUUCCUGCCGGAGAGCCACGGGCCCUUCGCCAACGUGCAGAAGCUGGAGAAGGUGCUGCCGCCCAAGCAGUCGCUGCGGCUGCGGGAGAGCGUGGCGUGGGUCUACGGCAUCGACAAGAAGAAGCGGGACCUCAUGGCCUCCAAGAGCGUCAUGAAGCGCGCCAAGAGCAUCACGGUCUCCAAGAUGGUCCGGGACUUCUUCGACCCCCGCAGGUUCCUGGACAGCAUCAGGAGCACGCUGAGGACGCGCGAGGGACACGUCAGGCUCUACAUCCUCCUCCUCAUCUUCUGCAACCUCAUGCGGCGGCUGGGACGAGGUGCCUACAUGUAUCAGUUCACGCGCACUGUACUGGACUGGAACGCGGCGGACUACGGCCUCUGGGUCACCUAUAAGAAUCUGCUGGCCGCCCUGGGUUCCCUCGCGGCCGUUCCCCUCCUCAGCGCCGUUCUCAAGGUGUCGGACAACAUGCUGGCGAUGGUCGGGGCGUUCUCCUCCGUGUUCGACUACGUGUUCUACGGCUUGGUGACCGACGAGACCUACUACUUUAUUUGGCUCGCUCCCGUCGCCGCGCUGCUGGUCAACUCCUGCGCCAUCGCCAUCCGCGCUAUGCUGUCGAAAUACGUUGCCGCCGACGAGCUGGGCAAGGUAUCGGCCGUCCUGGGAGCUCUGGAUGGGCUUAUGCCGAUGAUCAGCUUCCCGCUUUACACGGCCGUCUACUACUCCACCAUCGAGGUCUUCCCGGGGGCCCAGUUUUUCUUCGGAGCGGCGGCGAACAUUCUCAUGGCACUGAUCUUCAUCUUCAUCAUGGUGUCGGAUCGCAGCGAACAGUACAGCGUCGAGGAUGCCGUGGUACCAGCUCCCGAGGGCCCGGUCAAGGAGAAAAGUCUGGUCAUGCGCAAGGACUCCCGUUGGCUGUAUGACGAGGAUAGCAACAACAAGAUCCGCCUGGCUACCAUCCUGCUCUCCACCCUCAACUUCUCCAUCGAGGUCCCCAUGAUAGAGAUGUCGCUGGGGAAGCCACUCGAGACCAUUCAGGAGGAGCCGGAGGAAGAGGAGAAGGAGGAUGAGGAGGCAGGGCAGCAGGAGACGCAGAGUUCAGCCCCGGUCGAAGGUCAGGUCGCAGCCUCGUAUGAUAAUGUUGCAUAUAUCACCGACGGGAAAUAGACAUGGUAGUGGGUGUGAAGGGGGCGUUGGUGGGUGAUUGUGGUGUGUUAGGCUGUCUGUAUACACUUCUCUGAUCAGUACUAAGAAGGAUUGAGGUAUUGUUCGCUUUAGAAGAAGUAUGACCUAUAGAAUGUCUGAUUAUAACCCUUUCUUGACAUAAUUUAACACCCUCUCAAUUCUUCUGACCCAAGUUGAGGUCAUGUUCACUAUGAGAGAGGUAUAACCCAAAGAAAUUCUAGUUAUAACCCUUUUUUGACUUAAUUCUAAUACCUCAAGUGUCCUGAUCCAAGUACUGGUUAUAAUGGUGUGUACAAAUGUCAAACACACCCCUGGGUAGCUCUGCAUGUGUGUAUAUAGCUUGCAGGGGCUGUAGGGAAGGCCACCUCAUGUAUAGUUCAGUCUAGAGAGAGGACAAGACCCUGUGUAGCAUAUAUAU